CGACUUCGAUAGGUUCAACAUCAAGUACUGGAUCCAAGUUGGAAAAUUUUGAAAAGGGCAAGUAGCCACUCAAAGCUACUCGAUGCUAAUGAGCUUGUUGAGAAUACCUUUUAUGGUCAAGAGGAAAUAACUUGUGGUGAGGUAAACUAUAUGGGACAAGCAACAGACAUCAUCAAGGUUCAUAUAGCGAGAGUAAAUUCUUGAGGCAAGGAAGUACAAAGAUGGUGUAGAAUGAGCAAUGAGAUUCAAGCAAAUUUCGGGGACGAAAUUUUUGUAAUGGUGGAGAAAAUGUUACACCCCGACCUUUGGGUUCAGGUUCGACCAUAAUACGUGAACGAUUGGAUUAACGGUUACGUACUAAGGAUUACAACCGCGGAUUAGGAAUAAUAAUAAUAAUUAUUAUUAUUAUUAAAAAAUGGCCAAGAGGACCCUCAUUGUUUUCCCAUCACCUUCCCCCCUACGCCAAGAAACCGUCCCCAUUCACUAAUUAAGGAACCCUGCCGCUCAAACUCCUUUCCCUAGCUCGACUAAUCCCAUUCCCCACUCAGCCACCACAAUUAAACCCUCCCACAGUCCCACAAUCAAUUUCUAUUCCCCACCAGCGGCGGCGGCGGAAGCUUCUUCUUACUCCUGACGUGAGACGAUCGUAGAGGGCAGUGAAGGAAGGCGGCAGUGUCGCAGGCUGGACGACGAUGGGCUCAACUGGCGCCACUUCCACGACCACCAAAGCUUCAUCGCGAAUCGCCUGGUCUUGGGAGGCAGCAUCGACAUUGGAAGAUCACUUUUUGUGGCUCGCCUUGGCUUGGAUCAAUCGAAUUGGCUGGGAUCCUGAAAACGUGCCUGCUUAUGAUACUUUUCGCUACACUUUGCUUAUGGGUGCUGAAGGAAUGAUGGAGGUUUUGAAAUGUUUGGACGUAAUGAAGGAUAAGGGAUGCCAUCCAGGUCACAAAUUCCUUUCGUUUUCCCUUGAAAGUUGCCGUAAACAUAAUGAUCUUAAAGCGGCGGCGAUAGCCAAAUAAGAGAGGGAGAGAGUAGACCAGGCGAUGAGAUCUGCUCAAGGGAUUUUGCUGUGCCAAUCACGCCACGAAGAUCGCUCACCAUAAGCCAGCACUGAUGCUUGCACUUGGGGUAAGAAAUUUCGUCCUUUGUCAAGCUUAAAUAGUGGGAUACGAAUGUCAUUCUCGUGGAACAUUGCUGGGCGGUGGGGUUGCAUGAUGAACGUCCCAUUAUAAUGGGUGAAUGGAUUUAUUUACGUGGUCAGCUUCAAAAUUGAAGAGGGCUUUAUGUUGGCAAAGGUGGGAGGAGGUUCUAAAGUGGGGGAAUAAGAAGCUUUAGUAAAAUCUAAUUGAAUUA
This is a messenger RNA of Linum trigynum, 1353 nucleotides long. The record is from the annotation of a GenBank genome assembly. Lineage: Eukaryota; Viridiplantae; Streptophyta; Magnoliopsida; Malpighiales; Linaceae.